Molecule: messenger RNA, 2577 nt
Organism: Protobothrops mucrosquamatus (brown spotted pit viper)
Lineage: Eukaryota; Metazoa; Chordata; Lepidosauria; Squamata; Viperidae
Product: vomeronasal type-2 receptor 26-like
Exons: 6
Coding region: 1-2577 (858 amino acids)
Biological process (GO): G protein-coupled receptor signaling pathway
Cellular component (GO): membrane
Molecular function (GO): G protein-coupled receptor activity
Source: RefSeq, a predicted model, not a curated record
AUGAAAGCACUCAAGUGUCCAGAGGUUGAUCCCAUUCCAAUUCCACAUAAAUGGUAUCAACCCGGUGAUCUCCUCAUUGGAGGAAUGACUUCACAGAUCAUCUAUGCCUUCAGUGAGCAUUUAUUUUAUGAACAUCCAUCUCAGGAGCUCUAUGAAUUUUCAGAUGUGAUUACAAAAUUCUACCAGCAUGUCCUUUCUUUUGCCUUUGCUGUCAAGGAGAUCAAUGAGAAUGCACAAAUCUUGCCCAAUGUUACCCUUGGAUUCCACAUCUAUGACAGCUACAACAAUCCUAAGAUGACCUAUCGGACUACACUGGACUUACUUUUCAAAUCAGAUAGAUUUCUCCCCAACUACAAAUGUGGAUGUCAGAAAAUUAUCCUGGCCAUCAUUGGAGGACUUGGAUCAGAUACCUCAUCCCAUAUGGAAGAAAUUGUAAAGUUCUACAAAAUUCCACAGCUCACGUAUGGAUCAUUUCCCCUGGAAGAAAUUGAUAGCUGUCAAUCAUCUUCACUUUACUUUAUGGCCCCAAAUGAAGUUCCUCAGUAUAUCGGGAUUAUCCGAUUGCUUCAACGAUUUGGAUGGAAAUGGAUUGGGCUCUUUGCUGCGGACACUGAGAGUGGAGAACACUUUUUGCAGAAAUUGGAGCCCUUGUUUUCUGAGCAGGGAAUCUGUUUAGCUUUCACACAAAGAUUCCCAAAAUUAUUCUGUUUGGAUGACUUGGGCAAAUUUAAUGAUAUAAUGUUUAACUUUUAUGCACAUUUCACAGAUGUUAAAACAAAUACGUAUAUCAUCUACGGAGAAUCUUUUACACUUGCGUGGCUCACAGCUCUCAAAUCUGUAUGGGAUGCUGCAAAUAAGGAAAAUGCAUCUUUAAGCAAGGUGUGGAUCACCACAAGCCAAAUUGAUUUUAUGCUACCAGGAUCCCAAAGGGAUUGGAAUCUCCAGUUUUAUGAUGGGGCCAUUUCCUUUCAAAUCCAUUCAGGUGAAAAUCAGGAAUUCAAGGAAUUUCUUCAGUCCAUAAAACCAUAUUCAACCCCUGGAGAUGGGUUUCGAAACCAUUUUUGGGAGCAUGCAUUUGACUGCUUCUUUCCUAAUUCGGGAUUGUCAUCAUUGGGCAGUCAAGAAUGCACUGGGGAAGAAGGACUGGGAAACCUUCCUGAAUCUCUGUUUCAGUUACAGAUGACCGGCCACAGCUACAGUAUCUAUAAUGGUGUUAAUGCUGUGGCUCUUUCUUUGCAUAGCAUGCUGUCAAAGGGAUUAAAUCUCAAAAAAAUCUUUGCAGAUAAAAUAGCUGAAUCUCCAGAACUACAACCUUUUAAGCUCCACCAAUUUCUUCAAGACAUUUCUUUCAACAAUGCAGCAGGACAGGGAAUAUCUUUUAAUGAGAAGAGGGAAGUUGCAGGUGGAUUUAGCAUCAUCAAUAUGAUCGCUUUUCCAAACAAGUCCAUCAGGACGGUGCAAGUUGGAAAGCUAGAUCCUGAUGCAUCUUAUGGAAAUGAAUUGAUCAUUAAUGAAAAUCUGAUAGAAUGGCACAAAGGUUUUAAUCAGGUUCUUCCGGUUUCUUUGUGUAAUGAAUACUGUCACCCUGGAUAUUGGAAGAGAAAAUCUGAAGAGAAAAGCUUCUGCUGCUACGAUUGUGUCCCAUGUCAACAGGGGAAGAUUUCAAGCAAGAUAGAUACAGAAGAUUGUUUCAAAUGUCCUGAAGAUCAAUAUCCAAACAAGGAUCAAGAUCAAUGCCUUAACAAAACAAUGAGUUUCCUGUCCUUUGAAGAACCUUCAGGGAUUAGUCUGGCCUCAGCUGCUGUUUCCUUCUCCCUCCUGACAAUCAGUGUGCUCGGAAUUUUCCUUAAGCGUAGAGAUACUCCCAUUGUCAAGGCCAACAACCGGGACCUCACUUACACACUACUCAUUGCCCUUCUGCUCUGUUUUUUCUGUUCCUUGUUAUUCUUUAGUCAACCAGGGAAAGUAAUCUGCCUUCUCCGUCAACCAUUAUUUGGCAUCAUCUUUUCAGCUGCAGUUUCUUGUGUGUUAGCUAAAACUAUUACUGUGGUUAUAGCUUUCAUGGCUACUAAGCCAGGUUCUUCAAUGAGAAAAUGGUUGGGGAAAAAAUUGUCUCUUUCCAUUGUCCUUUCUUGUUCUUUUUUUCAAGCUGGACUUUGCAUUCUCUGGCUGGCAACAUCUCCUCCAUUCCCUGAGUUAGACAUGCACUCCCUUAAAGAAAUCAUGAUUUUGCAAUGCAACGAAGGCUCCAUCUUCAUGUUCUAUUGUGUCCUAGGCUACUUGGGCUUCUUGGCUAUUGCCAGCUUUAUUGUGGCUUUUCUUGCCCGUAAUUUACCUGACAGCUUUAAUGAAGCCAAGUUCAUCACUUUCAGCAUGUUGGUGUUCUGCAGUGUGUGGAUCUCCUUUGUUCCAACCUAUCUGAGCACCAAAGGAAAAGCCAUGGUGGCUGUGGAGAUCUUCUCCAUCUUGUCUUCCAGUGCUGGGUUAUUGGGAUGUAUCUUUUCCCCCAAAUGUUUCAUCAUUGUCUUCAGGCCAGAACUUAAUAGCAGACACCAACUAAUCAAACAAAAUAAUUAA